AUGGCCACCUUUUCAACGGCCCAAGACCUAUUCAUCCCCCUCGGCAAGGAUGGCCAACGCAUGUCGUACCGCCUCCUCGGCCCUUCGCCUUCCUCCUCCGGCAAGACCCCUCUCGUCAUGCUCAAUGGCUUCCGUUGCACUAUGGACCAAUGGGACCCGGCCCUGAUCGACCCUCUCGCCGCCCAACGCCCCGUCAUCCUCACAGACAUCCCCGGCGUCGGCCGCUCCGAGGGCGCCGUUCCUCUAUCCAUCACUGAGUGGGCACAAAGCCUUGUCGACAUGCUCAUCGGUUUGGAGAUUCCUCAAGUGGACGUCUUCGGGUACUCCCUGGGCGGAUGCAAUGCCCAGAUGAUGGCGCUGAUUGCCGAAGAAUAUUCGGGAGGCAAAGUGAAGGUGAGGAGGUUGGUGUUGGCGGGGACUACACCUAGUGAUGGGCCGGGGGUCAAGAGGUUUACGGAUCAGGAGCUGCGGGCUUUCCAGGGGUUGGUGAAGGCCCAGACGGUGGAGCAGCAGAAGGAGGCGUUUAUGAAGCGCUUCUUUGGACGGUGUUCGGAAAACUGCUGGGCAGAGGGGGAAAAGAGUUGGAAGAGGAUUGCUGGUGCCAGGAAGGAGAGGAUGGGGCACUCAGGGCAGGAAGCAUCGAAGAGGCAGGGCCCUGCGUUUUAUGGGUUCAUGGGAGAGGGUAGUUUGGAGAAGCUGAAGGGGUUGAAGAUCCCGGUGCUGAUUGCCCAUGGGUCUCGCGACUUGAUCUUCCCCAUGGAAAACAGCUACCUGAUGUACAAGACACUACCGAAUGCUUAUCUGCACUUAUACCCCGACUCUGGACACGGGUUUUUGUACCAGUACGCGGAUCACUUUUCGUCCUUGAUCAACUUGUUUCUGGAUGGCGAGCAGUCGGGUGGCACCUUUGUCCCCUGCAAGCUAUAG
Molecule: messenger RNA, 927 nt
Organism: Neurospora hispaniola
Lineage: Eukaryota; Fungi; Ascomycota; Sordariomycetes; Sordariales; Sordariaceae
Product: Alpha/Beta hydrolase protein
Exons: 2
Coding region: 1-927 (308 amino acids)
Biological process (GO): acylglycerol catabolic process
Cellular component (GO): mitochondrion
Molecular function (GO): monoacylglycerol lipase activity
Source: RefSeq, a predicted model, not a curated record